CGGAGAUAGUGGAGGUAAUGCUAGUAAUGAAUGGAGCGUUGUAGAAAAUCGUAAAAGAAAGAAAAGUUGGGCACAAAUAUCUGAAUCGGACAGCGAAAAGGGAAGUCACCAGGCGAGAAGGAGAAGAGAAGAGUAUAAGUACUCAUGCUUUUUCCAACAUUAUGCGCUCCACACUCCUAUCCAGUAGGUGGCGGAAAUGCACCAUUUAAGUUGGUCUGCCAACCGCCAUUAACCCCAUAAGAAGAAGAAGAAUUUCAUUGGUUGUCCGUUUUGUGUUGUGUGUGUGGCUGCUGGCUAACGAGAGGUAAUAACGUUUGAAUCGGUCCGAGAAGAGCCAGUAGUGUCGCAGUCAUGCCGCCUGGGCCUGUGCAGAUCAUGCAGCCGGAGCUGAAUAACAAGCCCGAAGAACCGAAAGAAGAAACUCCAGCCACAAAGCCCAUAGUGGGAAUCAUCUACCCUCCUCCUGAAGUGCGAAACAUCGUUGACAAGACUGCCAGCUUCGUAGCCAGGAAUGGACCCGAGUUUGAGGCCAGAAUUCGACAGAAUGAGAUCAACAACCCAAAGUUCAACUUCCUCAACCCGAGCGACCCAUACCAUGCCUACUACCGACACAAGGUCAAUGAGUUCAAGGAGGGCAAAGCUCAGGAACCAUCCGCAGCCGUUCCUAAAGUCAUGCAGCAUCCUCAGCAGCUUCCUCAGAAGGUCCAAGCACAGGUGAUCCAUGAGACGGUGGUGCCAAAAGAGCCUCCACCUGAGUUUGAGUUCAUUGCUGACCCUCCCUCCAUCUCAGCCUUUGACCUGGAUGUGGUGAAACUGACCGCACAGUUUGUUGCCCGUAAUGGCCGUCAGUUUCUCACACAGCUGAUGCAGAAGGAACAGAGGAACUACCAGUUUGACUUUCUCCGGCCACAGCACAGUCUGUUCAACUACUUCACAAAACUAGUGGAGCAGUAUACAAAGGUUUUGAUUCCUCCAAAAGGUCUUCUGCUGAAACUGAAGAAAGAAGCAGAGAAUCCUCGAGAGGUCUUGGACCAGGUGAGGUAUCGUGUGGAAUGGGCCAAAUUCCAGGAACGAGAGAGGAAGAAGGAAGAGGAGGAGCGAGAGAAGGAGAGAGUGGCAUAUGCUCAGAUUGACUGGCAUGACUUUGUUGUGGUGGAGACAGUUGACUUUCAGCCUAAUGAGCAAGGUAAUUUCCCUCCUCCAACAACUCCUGAGGAGCUGGGUGCUCGUAUCCUCAUCCAGGAGCGCUAUGAGAAGUUUGGAGAGAGUGAGGAGGUAGAGAUGGAGGUGGAGAGUGAAGAUGAAGAUGAUGAGAGGGAGGGCAGAGAAGAUGGACAUGCAGCUCAGCCUGACCAGGACACACAGCUGCAGGACAUGGAUGAGGGCUCUGAUGAGGAUGAUGAUGGCAUGAAAGCUCCUCUGCCCCCUGAUAACCCCCUGCCACCGCCUCUGCCCCCCACCCCAGACCAGGUUAUCAUUCGCAAAGACUACGACCCCAAGGCUUCUAAGCCUCUUGCUCCGGUGGCCACACCAGACGAGUACCUCAUCUCCCCCAUCACGGGUGAGAAGAUCCCUGCCAGUAAGAUGCAGGAGCACAUGCGCAUUGGCCUGCUGGACCCCCGCUGGCUGGAGCAGCGUGACCGCAGCAUCCGAGAGCGGCAGAUUGAGGAGGAGGUGUACGCUCCCGGCCUGGACAUCGAGAGCAGCCUGAAGCAGCUGGCCGAGAGACGUACUGAUAUCUUCGGUGUGGAAGAAACGGCCAUCGGUAAGAAGAUUGGAGAAGAGGAGAUACAGAAACCAGAGGAGAAGGUCACCUGGGACGGUCACUCAGGCAGUAUGGCUCGUACCCAGCAGGCGGCUCAGGCUAACAUCACCCUGCAGGAGCAGAUUGAAGCCAUCCACAAAGCUAAAGGCCUGGUGCAGGAGGAUGACAGCAAGGAGAAGAUCGGCCCCAGCAAGCCCAAUGAAGUCCCUCAACCACCCAUGCCUUCAAUUCCUCCCAGCAUGCCCAAACCAGCCCCACCAAUGAACAUCCCCAGGCCCACAUCUAUGGCACCUCCAGUACGGACCACCUUGCUCCCUGCUGUGCCUGUCAUACCCAGGCCUCCAGUGGCCUCUGUGGUGCGUUUGGCCCCAGGACAGGUUUUGGCCCCCAUGCCACCCAUGCUGCACGCCCCACGCAUCAAUGUGGUGCCCAUGCCACCUUCUGGACCUCAUAUUAUGGCACCCAGACCUCCACCUAUGGUCGUCCCUGCAGCAUUUGUACCUGCUCCCCCUGUGCCUCAGCCUCCCAGUGCUGUGUCUGCCCCCAUGCCUCCUGCUCAUCCUCCACCUCCUCACGAGGACGAGCCUUCUAGCAAGAAAAUGAAGACCGAGGACAACCUGAUUGCAGAGGACGAAUUUCUGCGCAGAAACAAGGGACCUGUUGCAGUCAAAGUACAGGUGCCCAACAUGCAGGACAAGACAGAAUGGAAGCUGAGUGGACAAGUGCUAAACUUCAACCUGCCUCUCACAGACCAGGUGUCUGUCAUCAAGGUUAAGAUCCAUGAAGCCACUGGUAUGCCUGCUGGAAAGCAGAAGCUGCAGUAUGAAGGCAUUUUCAUCAAAGAUUCCAACUCUUUGGCUUAUUACAACAUGAACAAUGGAGCCGUCAUCCAUCUGGCCCUUAAGGAAAGAGGAGGAAGGAAGAAGUAGAUCGAUCACUCGUGUUUUUUCACGUCCAAGUUCUCCAUCCUUAUUACAAAAGUGUAUAAUCUUGUUUCAUUUGUACAAGUCACAGAACUAGUGCUGUGCUCGGUAAAAAAACUGUAAAACAAAGUCAUCGCCAGUGUCUUGUGCUUUCCUAUUAAUGUGUUUAAGCAUACAGUGUAUGAAUACUUAAGUAACAUGUCAUACCAGUGAUGAUCUUGAAGCAAACUGUAUUUAGCUUGUUUUUAGUUGCACUUUUUUGAAGUGAUAACAUUUCAAAUCUGAUUCGAAACAUUUUGUGGGACACAUAAAUAUUUUUCUCUUAUGAAAACGUACCUAAUAAAUUACAUUAAGAAACGU
This is a messenger RNA of Danio rerio (zebrafish), 3048 nucleotides long. The record is from RefSeq and is a predicted model, not a curated record. NCBI's taxonomy places the organism in Eukaryota, Metazoa, Chordata, Actinopteri, Cypriniformes, Danionidae.